This is a messenger RNA of Seminavis robusta, 798 nucleotides long. Lineage: Eukaryota; Bacillariophyta; Bacillariophyceae; Naviculales; Naviculaceae. The record is from the annotation of a GenBank genome assembly.
AACCUUCAGUUGAGCCAGCAAAGCUGUCUUUUGAGAAAGAUCUCAAAAGAUCUCUUUAGCUUUCGAUCAUCUCCGCCACCAUCGGUAUCUCACUCCAUUACAGUACUGGCACAGAGCACCAGACCUUGAUAACAUCCACCAUGAGCAGCGAGAAUCCUGUCGUCUUCUUCGACAUCAAGAUUGGAGGAAGUCCUAAAGGUCGCAUAGAAAUGGAACUUCGAGCUGAUGUGGUUCCAAAGACUGCGGAUAACUUUCGAUGUCUCUGCACAGGUGAAAAGGGCACAGGAAGAUCUGGAAAACUACUCUUCUUCAAAGGAUCCUCCUUUCAUCGUGUCAUCCCCAAGUUCAUGUGCCAAGGUGGUGAUUUUACCCGUGGCAAUGGCACGGGUGGGGAAAGUAUCUAUGGGGAAAAGUUUGCAGAUGAAAACUUUACUCUCAAGCAUACUGGCGCCGGCAUAUUGUCCAUGGCCAACGCAGGCCCAAAUACAAAUGGCAGCCAGUUCUUUCUAUGCACCGCCGAAACUCCUUGGCUAGACAACAAACACGUGGUGUUUGGCAAAGUGGUGAGCGGUAUGGAUAUUGUAGCGGCUAUUGAAGAUGUGGGAAGUGAUUCUGGCAAGACACGCUUGGCAGUUGAAAUUGCCGAUUGCGGGCAGCUGCGAUGAGACCAACAACUUCUUUCUUGCUCAUGAAGAACUAAAUUAAUAAUCAACUACAUCAUGUAUGUAACUGACUGAAACCAAGGAAAGCUAUUUCCGUUGCUGCUAGCUGGUACAACUCACUUGUGCAACACGUUGA